AUGAGUAAUAAUAAUAAUACCAAAAACUCUAUAACUGAUUUAAUAAAGCCCAAAAAGAAAAGAAAUCAAAUAAAUGCAAUUGCAGCAAGAAAACAAAACAAACCUUAUGUUAUCUUAGUUGAAAAAAACCUUGCAGGAGCCAGCUCAACUAAGAAACGCAAAAGAGAUGACAACCAGCAAAUAUCGCCUAUUGAAAACUCAGCCGAUUCAAGUAUACCAAAUGCAUUUUUAAGUCCCAUUAUGUUGUCAUAUUUAGUUACACCAAAAAAUCUACAACCAGAUACUACAUUAGAUAACAUGGUAAAUGAUGCAUCAAAGUCUAAAUCCUCAUAUUUUCAUGAUCCAGAACCUAACAAUGAAAAUAAUAAUGAGUAUGAUGAUAAUAUUUGGGAAAUGGAGUAUGAUGAUGAUAUUAAUAACAUAGAUCAAGAGGAAGAAAGUUCCCCUAAAAACAAUAGUGGUGGUGAUGAUGAUGAGGAACAUCAUAUUUAUGAUAUAGAUCAGAAGGGAGAAGAUAAUCCAAUAUUAAAAUGUCGCAAUAAAUGUAAUAAUCCACUCUUAACUCUUAAGAAAAAUAAAAAUGGAAUAAUUGCUGUAUCUCAUAUGCUCUAUUUAAAACCAAGUAUUCGUUAG
Molecule: messenger RNA, 633 nt
Organism: Rhizophagus irregularis DAOM 181602=DAOM 197198
Lineage: Eukaryota; Fungi; Glomeromycota; Glomeromycetes; Glomerales; Glomeraceae
Source: RefSeq, a predicted model, not a curated record